Messenger RNA from Megalobrama amblycephala (Wuchang bream), 2253 nucleotides. RefSeq names its product coiled-coil domain containing 153 (gene drc12). The record is from RefSeq and is a predicted model, not a curated record. Bases 492 to 1100 code for a protein of 202 amino acids. NCBI's taxonomy places the organism in Eukaryota, Metazoa, Chordata, Actinopteri, Cypriniformes, Xenocyprididae. The transcript has 7 exons.
AUGAUUGCUCUUCCUGUUCCGCCUGUAAAGACCUCGCCCUCUUUCAUGUCUCAAUUUUUCUCCGCCUCCGUUCUUGCUCCUUAUGCGAAUGUACGAAUCCUACUAUGGUGAAAAGCAUGCCUUAUAAAUAUUAAUUAGGUCCACGUAACUGGAGCACUAGGAAGGUUACCAAGCAACGUAAAUGUGACGUAGUUAAUAUUCAUGAGCUAAGCAGCGUUUGCAGUAGAAGCGCUUGUAUUGUACUUUCGCCGCUCUCUGAGUUAGAGGUGAAUUAUGCAGAUACAUAUAUUUUAAGUGAACGACAUUUAUUUUCGUUAAAUUCACCGCUGUGUGACGCUUGGUUCGUUGAUCUUCUCUCAUCAUUUCAGUUCACAUUCGUUUUACAAAUAUCCGCCAUUAAAAACUGAAUUGAAUGAAAAGUAAACACUUGUGAAAGAGAGCUCCACGUCCUAUAUUUCAAACGAUGUUUUUGUUAAAUAUGCAGACCUAAAAUGCCACCAAAGAAGAAAGGGAAAGGAAACGGCAAAAAGGAAAAGCCCAAAAAGAGCACUCCAGAAAAAGAUGAUGGACUUUCAGAGAAGUACCAGAGAAGUGUCUUAGACGUGGCUGUUUUAAAAGAACAUCUUGCCCUGAGGAGCAGUGUAGCGCGUCAGGCUACAGCGGUGAGAGAUGACUUGAAAAGUCAAAUCAGAGAUCUGGAGCAGGUGCUCAGUCAGGAGAGAUCAGACAUGAAGGACAUCGCUGCAGAUCUCAACCGUCAAUAUAAGUCCAUGGAAACAGACCUGCAGACUAAAGUGAACAGGCUUGAAGUGAGCGUUGACUUGCUUGAGACACAGCUCACCGAGUGUCAGGUUAAAUUAAAAUCGGAACGAGAGCGGCGAGAGAAGACGGAAGCAGAAAAAGACGCCAUCAUUUCUGACCUCCAAAGCAAACUGGACCGCAUGGAGAGUGAGUGUGAGAAGAUACUGCACGGCUGUCUGGACAGUUUGCUCUCUCACCUGGCUGAAACACGGCUGCAGUGGGAAGAACAGAGCACAGUCGUUCAUCAGGAAGUCAAGGACAUGCUCAGUGACUUUGGGAUUAACCCGCUUCACAUAUGAGGACAUCUUCAGUUGAGCACUGUGACCAGGACCAAGACAUCUGACCUUAGACAGGGAAGAAAUUGCAUGUAUAUUGCACAAGCCAUGCAGGGCUUUCAAACCGGCUCCAGGGAGAUAUAUAUAAUUUUUUUUUUUUUUUUUAAGAACUUGAUACUUUUAUUCAGCAAAGAUGCAUUAAUUGAUCAAAAGUGACAGUAAAGACAUGUAUAAUGUUACAAAAUAUUUCUAUUUUUAACUUUCUAUUCAUAAAAUAUUCCUGAAAAAUGUAUUAUGGUUUCCAGAAAAAAGCUGUUUUCAAUGUUUCUUCAAGCAAAUCAGCAUAUUACAGGGCCGUAACCUCCAUAGACACUGAGGGGGACAAGUCCCCCCCAAUAAUUAGAAAUGGCCAAAUUGUCCCCCCCAAUAUUUGAAAUUCUAACAAUAUAUUUAAUGCAAAUAUCAUUUGCAAAUAGUUCCAAAAAGAUUAUUUCUGGAGUAGAACUACAAUUAGACCUAGAAUUUCCUUCACUGUUCUGUUUCUUUAUGCUUUAUAAAAAUAAAAUAAAUAAAUAAAUAAAUAAAAAUGUUCAAGACAUGGUUAUGGCCUUGGCAUAUUAGAAUGAUUUUUGAAGGAUCAUGUGACACUGAAGACUGGACAACUGGAAUUCAGCUUUGCCAUCACAGAACUAAAUUACAUUUUCAUUGUGUUUUAGAUCAAAUAGCUGCAGCCUUGGUGAGAGAACUUCUUUCAAUAACAUUAUAAAUGUUCAGAUAGUUGUCAAUACUGUUCACAUUUUGAAUUAUGAAAUAUAAUGACCAAUUUUACCAUACCUGGUAUUGAUGUAAUUUGAGAAAGCGUUGUGUUUAGACUUUGGUGUUUGGGCCUUAUUCAUGAAACCAGCAGAAUUAAUUUCUAUGCAAGCAAUUCAUCAGUGAUUUGCAUGUUUGAACAGGACAAUUUAUGUAGAAAAUGGUUUUACGUAAAAUGUAUGCAUUUGUCUUGCCAGUGUUUCAUGAAUGAAGCUGUUUACAGCACACUGCAGUUCAUUCUUGUCACCAGCCGGUGUCUCUGUUGGCCUAAUUUUCUGUCACUCUUCUAAUGGCAAUUUAAAAUUGUUUACAUGUUUAAAUUGAACUCAAAUCUAAAAUGAUUUUAAUAAAAUAAUUAAACAAA